This is a messenger RNA of Pelodiscus sinensis (Chinese soft-shelled turtle), 5014 nucleotides long. The record is from RefSeq and is a predicted model, not a curated record. Lineage: Eukaryota; Metazoa; Chordata; Testudines; Trionychidae.
UUUGUUUUUUUAUUCUCAGUGCUGGUGCCCUCACGCCCCCGGACCUGCCCCCCCACUGCUGAGCUCAGGACAGUGACACGGCCUCUGCUCCCCAGCCCAGCGGCAGCCAUGGCUGCAGAGAGCCCCGUGGAAAGUGUCCGGGAGGAAGCGCCGCGUCCCGUCUGCCUGGAGGAUUUCACAGCCCCUGUCGCUCUGCAGUGUGGGCACAAUUCCUGCCAGGCCCCCCUCAGCCCUCAGGGCAGAGACACUGAGCAGCAGGGUAAUUGGCAGCUGGUAAACAUGGUGGAACUAGCCAAGCCGCUGAGUUUCCAGUCAUCAAAGAUAGCAAGAUGGGACGGGGUGUGUGGGGAGCACCAGGAGGCUCUGAAGCUGUUCUGUGAAGAGGAUCAAACUCCUAUCUGUGUGGUGUAUGACAAAUCCCAAGCUCACAUGCUGGUGCCCUUACAGGAAGCUGCCCAGGAGUACAAGUUUCUUCAGGAAAAAUUGGAGGCUCAUUUGAAGACUCUGAGGGAGGAGAGAGAAAAGCUGCUGAGAAGGAGAACAACAGCAGAAGGGAAAAGCCAGGAGUAUCUGGUUUCCUGCCUCAGCAAGGGGAUCAGUGAACUGGAGGGGACGUGUCAGAAGCCAACAAGUGAAUUCCUGCAGGACGUCAGAAGCACCCUGAGUAGGUGUGAGAUGGGGCAAUUCCAGCUGCCGGAAGAGAUUUCCCCUGAACUAGAAGAACAAGUCAGAGGUUUUUCCCAGAAAAUGAUUGCUCUGUUGGGGAGACUGAGGGAGUUCAAAGACACUCUGCCCUCUGCACUGGAGAGAGCAAGAGGAAAAUCCCUGGGAGCUUUCAAACAAGGCUGCAGAACACCCAUGUCUGUCUCCAGCUCAGCCCUUGGCCAGCAGAGUCAAGGACAGGAAAUGGCCGUGGCGGAGCUGGUGAGCUUCGAGGAGGUGGCUGUGUAUUUCUUUGAGGAGGAAUGGGCUCUUCUGGACCCGGGCCAGAGAGCCCUCUACAGGGAUGUGAUGCAGGAGAAUUAUGAGGCUGUGAGCUGGCUGGGAUUUCCAGUCUCUGAAGCUCAUGAGAUCUCCUGGGUGGAGCAAGAGGAGGAGUUGCAGGUCCCAGAUCCCCAGAGCUGUGAGGAAGGAGAGAUCAUCAACAACACCCAUGCAGGUGAUGGGAUGCUGACUGAAAACCAUGAGAAGAGUCUUCAGAAGGAAGGACUGGAGCAAGUGGCUCCAUGUGGGAUGUUACUGGGAAGACCUGAAAGGCAUGUUCCCCAGAUAUGUGAGCAGGGAGAGACCUGCGAGAGUCAGCACAGAAACCAUCAAGGAGAGGGACAGGGUAAAUCCAGUCAUAGGAGCAGAGGGGAGAAAAAAAGCACAGAAACUGUUCAACAGAAAAUCCCCAAUCAGCAGUCACCCUGCACUUGUUGUGACUAUGAAACUCUUAUUGAACAUCGAAGAGCCCACACAGGAGAGAUACCUUUCAGUUGCUUUGACUGUGGGAAAAUCUUCAGUAGCAACUCACAACUUGUUACCCAUAGGAGGAUCCACACAGGAGAAAAACCUUUCAAUUGCUCUGACUGUGGAAAAAGCUUCCGUACAAGUUCAAAUCUUGGUAGUCACAGGAGGACCCAUACAGGAGAGAAACCCUUUACUUGCUCUGACUGUGGGAAAAGUUUCAGUAUAAGUUCAGACCUUGGUAAACACAGGAGGACCCACACAGGGGAGAAACCUUUUACCUGUUCUGACUGUGGGAAAAGCUUCAGUACAAGUUCAAAUCUUGGUAAUCAUAGGAGGACCCAUACAGGAGAGAAACCCUUUACUUGCUCUGACUGUGGGAAAAGUUUCAGUAUAAGUUCAGACCUUGGUAAACAUAGGAGGACCCACACAUGAGAGAAACCCUUCAACUGCUCUAACUGGGAAAUGCUUCAGGGAGAAGUCUGUCCUUGUUAGACAUUGGAGAAUCCACACUGGAGAGAAACCCUUCAUUUGCCAAAGAACUCAGUGUCUAUGAUGCCACUGUAGCUCAGGCUCAGGCCCUGGCAAAAAUUCAAUGGAACAAUGUGCGUAACUGACCUGAAUGUGUGAAAACCUUCAGUGAGAGUUCAGAACUUAUUAGACAGGAGAAUCUACACUGAAGAGCAAUCCUUCAGCUUCUCUUGUGCCAUGACUGGUACCACACCUUAUACAUAUGAAGGCUAUAAAAAUCAAUUGCAUCAACUCCAAAUAAGUUCUUAUGAUCCCAAAGAAUCUGCCAUAUUUUCAGGUCAAUUUAUGCUUUAGAUCCUGCCUGAAAGAGCACGCUGUGCUAGUCCUUUAGAAUCUAAAAGCAAACAUGUAUUAAUAACAAAAGAGAAAAUAUUGAGAGUAAAAUUGUUAAAGGAAACAAAUUGAAUACACUAAUUGCACUGUUCCUGGUGCGGGGUUGUAGCAAUGAUGAAAAAAGACUAUUUUAAAUCUCGCUGGAGCACAUCCCUUUGUUAGGGUGGGUCACCAGUCCUUCUGGGCUCAAUUCAUAGCAAAGAUGUUCCUGAAGUGAUGAGCUGGAAUGAAGAUGGAGGAACCCCCAGGGAUCUCUUUAUACCCUUGACCACGGGGAGAUAAUUCCAUUGUUCUCACUGUAUGAAUGUAACUCUGAAAAUUGAGUUUGUCACAGAAGCAAGUCAUCUGUCCAUGCAUGACUCAGUCCUUUUAGGCAAGUAGCCAUGCCUUACAUGCUGGUCUGAAGUUACACAUCAAACUCUUCAGCUGUGAAUUGAUGCUAUUUGAGGUGCAUUGUCAGUCAAGUAUUGAUGCUCAUUUGGCUAGUGACCCUUUCACAGUAAGUUCAGGCCUGUGUAUUGGGGUCAAUGUGUGAGCUCUUCUAUAAGCAUUUUCUCCUCCUAUUGGGGAAGGUAGCUGGGCAGGACCAGCCUGCAGCCCAAGUCUCUUUCAGCCUCAGGUGCAGGAUGUGACUGAGAGGGGAGGAGAGGCUGUGGAUAGAACCUCCUCCCAGCAGGCUGACCCAGCACAGAGUCUGUGCAUGUUGGAGCCUUUCCCAGAAGGACUUUGGUCUGUUCUCUUCAAAAUACUAGCCUGUUUCAUUUUUUGCUUCUGAACAUCUGUCCUGGAUAGUCAACUCAAGGGCUAUGUCUACAUUGCUCUUAUUCACCCAGGCGUGUGACCUGUACUGCCUGCGCAGGGAAGGAGCUGCCUGAGAAAUGUGCUUGGCUGCUGUGAGUGUCUCCCAGUCAGACCCUGCCUCUAACCCCCCAGCCCCUUCUUUCCUGCAUAGACAAGAGAUCCUGGGUUCAACUCCCAGUAGUGCCUUGCUGUGGCCCUUUGCUCACAUUUUCCUGUGCCUCCUCUGGCCCUGCUGGUUCAGGAAAAGGCUGAUUGGGGAGGCUCCUUAGGGAGAAGGAAACCAGAAGCCUGGAGCGGGUGCAGAGGCUUCUGUGACUGGCACCAGCAAGGCAAGGUUCUGAAUCCCACUCUAAGUCCCUAGGUACCAUACACUGACCACUGAGUCCUGCUCCAUGAUCAUCCCAGUGCUCUGGGUGUGUGAGACGUGCCUGUAACUCAGUGGUGGGAGGGUGGGCCCUGCCCUGCCUCGUGGGGGAGGGGACAAACAGAGCCAAUUGACAGGGGCUCUGACACUCCAGCAGUGGGGCACUUGCACCCCUUAUCCGGAUUCAGACCAGGGCAGUCACAGCCUCUCACGCUCGCCAAGGGGGAUUCUGCACUUGCUGCCUUGGGAGCCAGGGUCACAUUGCAGAGCUCCCCCAGGGAUGUCCCAUGGCACCACCAGGUCAGCCCCAGCUGCUUUCCCUGCCCUCAGCAAUGUGGCUGCAUUUUAUCCUCCCCCUUCAGUAACAACCGGCCAUUCCCCACCCAACCCCAUCCCCUGUGGGACCUGCUCCCUUCCCCAGGAGCGGCGUGAGUGCCGGAGUGCUGAGGUUGCAGCUAUGGGAGACAAGCCUCUGGCUUCAGGAGGGAGAUGAGAUGUCUGGGUGUUGAGUUUCGCCCAUGGCUAGUGUGGGGUGACCCACAUUCUGGGGGCAGCUGGAGGUGCCUCCUGAGAACUGAUUUUCAGGGGUGGGAUCAGCCCUUUCUGUGUUUCUGGCUCCUUCUAAGGGCUCAAAACUGGUACCUAAAAGCUGAGGAAUGUGCAUUUGGAAGAGGGAAUUUCUGACUCUUUACUGUCAAAGGAGUGCCCCAGUGGCCUAAUGGUCAAGGCAUUGGCUUUCUAAGCCAGGGAUUGUGGGUUCAAGUUCUGUUUAGGGUGGCAGUUGUGAUAUUCCCCAGCAGAUGCAAACUCUCCUUGGCUUCCUUUUCGACAUGGCAUCUGAGAGAUGUUUGAACACUGGGCAAGUGUCCCCUGGAAUUGCCAUUUUCCCCCAGACAGGACCCCUUAGGAGCAGACACUGACACUGGUGUUAGGCGCAGAUGGGGAGAGUGUUUCCUAAAAGCUGAGGUGUGCACAGUGAGGUCACUUUCAGAGAUGCAGGCACUGGCUUCUCUGUAUGCGCCUUGGCACCUGUUAUCCAUCGGUACCCGCCAACUCUCACCCCCCGGCAGCACCCAGACAGAAGGCCCGUGCACACGGAGCCAGCGACUGUAGCGAGAGAGGUGGCUGCAGCACAAUUCCAGGCCUGGGGCACAUUGAACAACUGUUUGACUUAUUUUUUAAAAAAAUAUGAAAAACUUUAGGCUCCAUUUACACUGCAGGCUUCUUGCAUGAGAACUGUUUUGGGCAAGAGUUCUUGUGCAAGAGCAAGUCCACACGGCCAUAUACUUUCCCCCAAGAGGGAGGGAGAGCUGAGUGGUUUGACCAUUAGCUUCCUAAACCCAGGGUUGUGAGCUCAGCCCUUGAGGGAGCCAUUGAGGCAUAUGUGGCAAAUCUGUCAAGAAUGGUCAUUAACCCUGCCAUGAGUGCAGGGCGUUGGACUAGAUGAUCCCUCAAGGUCCUCUCCAGAGGUGGUAUAUCUCCUUAUAAAGAGCGUCCAUGGCAGUGUGGAUGCUCUCUUGGGCAAGAAACCUCUCA